UCCAAAAUUCAUUGUAAAAAAUAUUUCAGACACCUUUCUCAAAGUGUGCGAGAUCAGUCGACAUUCUACAGUCAACAUUCGUAACUGAAUAAAGGGGGAACCUGUCACGGCAAAUCCUAACAUUUCAUGUUCUCUUUAAAGAGGGAAAGGGAAUAAUUGUUUUCUAUGUACCUUUCGGGACCGGGCCGUCGGUUCUUUACUUUGAUGUCCGCAGUUAAACCUUAGCACAGUUCGUAUUGGAAUAGCCUAAAGGAGAUCUACCGCUUGCUUUGACUGCCUCAAACACAACUUGGGAAGAAAAGGGACAAUAAGGCUUUUUUCGGGAAGAAGUCACGUUUGAAUUCCCCUUUUUGCAGCGAAUUCAUUGCCGAACGGAGCGUAAGAGAAGCAUCGCCAAGUGGAAACUGUGGAUUACUUUUUAUUUCAUUCUUCUGUGAUUAGAAUAGCAGGGCUUUUAGGGGAACAAACUCAUGGAUCGAUGAGAGAAGCCGGGCUGAGAAGCUCUCCCGCUGACUUAAGAGGGUGAGGAGAUUACAGCCGAGCUCAGAGGAGCUGGAACACGCACUCGGUAGCGGAAAGCUGAAGUCAUGAGCAGGGCGCUCGCCGACCCCAUCGCCAGCAGCUUCAGAGAAGACGCGCCUCGUCCUCCGGUCCCGGGGGAAGAGCGAGACGAGCCAUGCCGCAACCCCGGAAAACUGGCCAUGAUGAGACCCCAGCCUAAGGCGAAAUCCGUUGUUGUCGCUUCCCCGCACUCCCCGGCGAGGAGAAACGAAGAUGGACUCGGGGAACCCGAAGGGAGUGCCUCCCCGGACUCGCCGCUCGCUCGCUGGACCAAGUCGUUGCAUUCUCUUCUGGGGGACCAAGACGGCGCUCACCUUUUCAGGAUAUUUUUAGAGCGUGAGGGAUGCGUAGACACUUUGGACUUCUGGUUCGCCUGCAAUGGGUUCAGGCAGAUGGACCUCAAGGAUACCAAAACGCUACGAGUUGCCAAAGCUAUUUACAAGCGGUACAUCGAAAACAACAGCGUUGUUGCCAAACAACUGAAGCCCGCGACUAAAACCUACAUAAGGGAUAAUAUCAAGAAGCAACAGAUAGACUCCGCGAUGUUUGACCAGGCUCAGACCGAGAUCCAGUCAACGAUGGAGGAAAAUGCUUACCAGAUGUUCUUAACCUCUGAUAUAUACCUCGAAUACGUUCGCACCGGAUGCGAGAGCCCGGCUCACGUCAGUGCUGACGGGCUCGGGACUCUCAAGCUGAUGUGCGGGUACUUGCCCACCUUGAACGAGGAAGAGGAGUGGAGUUGCAGUGACUUUAAAUCCAAAGCUUUGGCCGCUUCGAUGGUCGGACUAUCCGCCAAAGCACUACGGGCGACGGCGUCCUUGAGGGCUGUGGAGAUGCUGGACAGUGGGUACAGAUUUUGCGGGCGCGGCGACCCAGCUGACCCCUACCAUGCCAGCCCGGGGUACACCUUCGCCCCCGCGUCCAGCGCCAACGACAGCGAGAUCUCCAGCGACGCCAUGACGGACGACUCCAUGUCCCUGACCGACAGCAGCGUAGAUGGGAUCCCUCCUUACAAGCUGGGCACCAAGAAGCACCAACAAAGAGAGAUGCAACGGAGUAUGAAGAGGAAUGGCCAGGUCCCUCUACCUCACUUUCCUAGGACCCGGCGCCUGCCCAAGGAGAUGACCCCCAUGGAGCCCGCCGCCUUCGCAGCCCAGCUGAUCGCCCGUCUGGAGAGUUUGAAGAGGAAGCAGGACACCAGGAGCUCAUUGGAGGAGAUCCAGGAGGAAGAAGAGAGGGAUGAGAGUGAGGUGCCAGGCAGCGCCCCCCAUCACCCCCCUCCCACGCUGGCCCUGCUGUCCCCGGGGGGCUGUGAAGAGGACCCGCAGGCCAUCCUGGACGAGCACCUGUCCCGAGUCCUGAAGACGCCCGGCUGCCAGUCCCCGGGCGUGGCCCGCCACUCGCCCCGCUCUUGCUCGCCGGACCCGCGUCCCCCGCAGCGGGCAGGCGGGGGCGGGGUCCCCAGGCCGCCACCGCCGGCCGCCUGCCCCCAGGGCUUCUGCAGGCCGGCCGCCAAGCACAUCCACCACCACUACAUCCACCACCACGCCGGGCCCAAGAGCCGGGAGCAGAUCGAGGCCGAGGCGGCCGAGCGCGCCGCCGACUACUGCAGCCAGCCCAAGUGCCGCUGCCAUGGCAAUGAGCCGCGCAGCGACCUAGGGCGUUCCUGCACGUGGUCCAAGCGUGUUUGCAAGGCUGGGGAGGGUGCGGCCCAGCCGAGCGCCGACGGGGUCAGGACGGGCACCGCCCUGCCGCAGCUGCCCGCCGACGGCGCCGACCGCUCCCAGAGCGUGUGGCAGUGGAUCCUGGAGAACGACAGACAGGGCAAACAGAAGAUGCACAGCUCUCAAGGGGCCAAAAAAGGCUGUACGGCAGACACCUGCCGGACACCUCCAGGGCGGAUGUACCCCUGGGGAGGGGGCGGCGUCGGGGGCCACGCCCGCGCGCAUCAGCCGGCCCAUCCCUUCAUCCAGGACACGGCCAUGCCCCCACUACCGCCCCCCAACACGCUGGCCCAGCUGGAAGAGGCCUGCCGGCGCCUGGAGGAGGUGUCCAAGCCCCCCAAACCGAGGCACUCGGUGUCUGGCCUUCAGCGAGAGAAGAUGCACCUCACACCCCUGCAAAAUGGAGGGAGCCCUGCGUCUCUAACAGAAGAGUUUAAAGAGCUGAAGCGGCCGGCGGGUUGCCAGAGUGGGGCAAGCGCGGAGCUGGUGGUCACGUACUUCUUCUGUGGCGAGGAGAUCCCCUACCGGAGGAUGAUGAAGGCGCACAGCCUCACGCUCGGACACUUCAAGGAGCAGCUCCAGAGGAAGGGAAGUUACAGGUACUACUUCAAGAAGGCGAGCGACGAAUUUGAGUGUGGGGCGGUGUUCGAGGAGGUGUGGGACGACCGCGCCGUGCUGCCCAUGUAUGAAGGCAGGAUCCUGGGCAAGGUGGAGAGGAUGGAGUGAAGCCCGGCCGCCGGCCCGAAACACGCCAACGAGGCAGGGGGGGAAACCAGCUGCGAAGAGCCCAGGAGAGGUCCAGCCUAUCCCGGAGAGCACAGGCACAAAACGCUGUCGAUGGAAUGCAAGACCAUGCAGUAAAGGUGCGCUGGUGAGGACGAAGGGAACCCAUCGGGCCCGUUAAAACCCAGCCGGCCUAACAGGCACCGCCCAGCGGCAUCCAGAAUGGAGAGAGAACAGAACUGUGUUGAAGGACACUAAUGACCACUGCAUUAGAGAGACUGCCAUGCACGAACCUGAGUAGUCCUGGUGAUUUCCGCUAGACUGCCACUGAACUUGAGCAGCCAUGUGUGUUAAAUAUCCAUACACGUGCAGAUAUAAACAAAUAUAAGUGCAUAUUUGUAUGAAUUGCAAUGAAUGUUGUAUAAUGUUGCUUAGGUUUAUAAUGAUAUUUAUUACCCCC
Messenger RNA from Megalops cyprinoides (Indo-Pacific tarpon), 3468 nucleotides. Its product is annotated as axin-2-like. The coding region runs from base 588 to 3011 and encodes 807 amino acids. The transcript is spliced from 11 exons. The record is from RefSeq and is a predicted model, not a curated record. Gene Ontology annotation, biological process: negative regulation of canonical Wnt signaling pathway. Lineage: Eukaryota; Metazoa; Chordata; Actinopteri; Elopiformes; Megalopidae.